AUGAUAGCAGACAACUUGCCAUUUUCUAGCAACCAGAUGCACAGAUUUGCAAAUGAUUGGCACUUUAAGAUAACAACAUCCAGUCCAAAAUAUCCUAAAUCAAAUGGACAAGCAGAACGAAUAAUUCAGCCAUCCAGCGUAGCUGUUGAUGAGUCGUUCCUUAAGAACCAAGCUUCCAACAACAAGUCAGAACUUACAUCCAAAAGUUGUAGAGAUAAUCUAGUUUACAGACAGCAACAACAAAAAAAGUAUUAUGAUCGUAAAUCGAAACCUCUUCCAAGUUUGAACGAAGGAGGUGUAGUACGUAUGAAUCACAAUAAAACAUGGAAACGUGGAAUUGUUCGUUUCAAACAUGAUGCUCCAAGAUCAUACAUUGUUGACACAGAGGAUGGUUCAACUUUAAGACGGAACCGUAGAGAUCUUAUCUACACCAAAGAAAAUCCACCUAUAUGUGCAGCACCAGUAGAUGAUAGCACAGAUCAUUUUCCAUCAUUAGAGGCAACACAACCUCAAAGGUUGGAAUUCCCAAUUCACCCUCAGUGCAACAGUCCAACAGAUGACACCACACAGUCUUCCUAA
Helobdella robusta is the source of this 579-nucleotide messenger RNA. RefSeq lists its product as hypothetical. NCBI's taxonomy places the organism in Eukaryota, Metazoa, Annelida, Clitellata, Rhynchobdellida, Glossiphoniidae. The record is from RefSeq and is a predicted model, not a curated record. Gene Ontology annotation, molecular function: nucleic acid binding. The transcript has 2 exons. Bases 1 to 579 code for a protein of 192 amino acids.